Molecule: messenger RNA, 1314 nt
Organism: Botrytis sinoallii
Lineage: Eukaryota; Fungi; Ascomycota; Leotiomycetes; Helotiales; Sclerotiniaceae
Exons: 2
Coding region: 1-1314 (437 amino acids)
Source: RefSeq, a predicted model, not a curated record
AUGUCUGGAUUUGAGAUUGCGGGAAUUGUUCUAGGCGGGUUCCCUAUUCUAAUCAUAGCUGUGGAGUCUUUUGAUGAAACUUUCAAGCGUGUGACAAUAUGGAGGCAAUUCCGUAUAUGUUUCCUGCAAUUCAUUGAUGCUAUCGAUGUUGAAGAGCAAUUGUUCAACGAACUACUUCGCCGGUUUCUACUCUCCGUGGACGUCCCUAGGGAUGAGGUCCACCUUUUUCUUGAGGACAGAAGUUACGAGGGUUGGCACCGCGAAGAGCUCAUUGCGAUCUUCCAUUUGCGUCUUGGUAAGCCUGGAGUCUUACGAAGGCUUCAAAAGCUUGAUCAAGACAGUAGAUUUACUCUUGAUAGAGCCCGCAGCAUACUCGAUAGUAUUCUACCUGCCAGCCCUCAGCAACUUUCAGUAGCAGAAAAUGUUCGCCAAAAGCUGCAUCGAAAUAUUGAGUCGAAGCCUAACUCUACUUCUAACACACGAGCGUCCCAAGUAAAGAAAUCUGGUUCCUCAGACUCACCGUCGUCAUCCAUCCAGGCAUCUUCCACCGUGCUGAAUGAAAUUGAGAUACAUAACCUAUGCGAAACUGUCUACAAUUUUGAUAUCACCUAUAAUUCUUACUUAGGAUACCUACCGGCUGAUCAUUUAGAGCGCCAUGAAUUUCGAGAUAGUGAUGAUAAUGUUACAUCCCGGGCCUUCUAUCGAGAUAAAUUCGUUAGCCUUGAAACUAUUCUUUCCAAGCCCGAUAAAUUCUCUCCCCUCAACCGCUAUGAACGAUAUAAAGUUGCAUACAUACUAGCUUCUCCAUUAUUACAGCUUCAGAAUGCUCCUUGGCUUACUGGCAAUCUGCAAAAGCGCCAUAUCCUCUUUCCAUGCGAUUGGAAUAAGCACAAAGUUCUAAUCGAUCAGCCACAUUUCUCCCACUCCUUCCUCUCCACAAAAUACCAGUACACACCACCAGGACAAAUCCCAAACCUUAAAAGUUCCACCGCCACCAUCAAAAAAUCACUCAACGAUCUCGACAUCGUACUACUCGAGCUAUGUUUCGGGCAACGCAUCGAGGAGCAAUCGAUCCGGCAAGAUUUCCUCGUCGAUGGAAAAGAGCAUGCAAGCACAAACCAUCUCACCGCUCUAGAAUGGGCCGACGCGGUAUAUGAGGAAGAACCAGCAUCGGGACAUGUUAUCAAAUAUUGCAGGUUUUUUAUCUUUGAUGGAAAGGCUGAUUGGGAUAAUCUAAGUUUUACACAAGCUGUGUAUGCAAGUGUUGUUGAGCCGUUGGAGAAGAUAGUCGACAGCUGGCCAAAUGCAUCUUGA